Tachysurus vachellii is the source of this 2253-nucleotide messenger RNA. It is a transcript of the gene stx19, whose product is annotated as syntaxin 19. NCBI's taxonomy places the organism in Eukaryota, Metazoa, Chordata, Actinopteri, Siluriformes, Bagridae. The record is from RefSeq and is a predicted model, not a curated record. The transcript has 2 exons. Gene Ontology annotation, molecular function: SNAP receptor activity; SNARE binding. Gene Ontology annotation, biological process: intracellular protein transport; exocytosis; synaptic vesicle fusion to presynaptic active zone membrane. The coding region runs from base 298 to 1185 and encodes 295 amino acids. Gene Ontology annotation, cellular component: presynaptic active zone membrane; synaptic vesicle; plasma membrane.
AAACAAAGUUCUAACUGUAACAGUAGGUGUGGUAGCAAACUAGCUCUGCCAGAAUUCCCAGGAGUCUGUACUGUGGAUCUGAGACUAACAGAAGCUGAAGGAGUUUUAUUCCUGUUCGUUGCUUUAUAUCCAGCCUGAAUUGGAGAAUUACUCUGAAGAAUCAAGUGUUAGGAUAUUCUGUUCUCUCUAUGGACUCAUGAUGCAGCGUCAUUCAAUCCUCCUGGCACUCCAGCAGAAGAGAACACCAACACCAUCAUCACCUGUUAUGUCCAAAGUCUUCUUCUCUGAGCUUUAGUCAUGAAGGAUCGUUUAGAAGAGCUGCGUCUGCAGAUCAAAGCAAAUCAGCGAAAUCAUGAAGAUCACUCUUUCACCCAAAAUGAAGAGGAUGAGCCAGUGUCCUUCAUUGAUCACUGGCCACAAGCUGUGAUUUUUGAGACUGAGCCUGUGCUAGAGAACUUCCUGGAUGAGGCCAAACGUGUUCGUGACAGCCUUGGAGACCUGGAGGCUGAGGUUAAGAAGUUCAGUCAGCACCAAAGAAACUUUGUGGCCACCAUGCGGCGUCUCAGCGUCAUGAAAAAAGAGAGCAGCCUCACUCGGGACAUCAAGCUGCAGGCUGAGAACAUACGUAAGAAGCUUGAUGCCCUAUCAAAGCAGGCAAAGCUCACUGAGACUGAACUGGGGGCAUCAGCUGCCACAGCCAGGAUCCAGCAUGCUCAGCAUGAUGCACUCUUUCGGCGGUUCCAGGAGGUCAUGCGUCUGUACAAUGACUCGCUCCUAAGCAAACAAGACAAAUGCAAGCAGUUCAUCAUCAGGCAGCUGGAGAUCUCUGGCCGAGAGGUAUCAGAGGAAGAAGUAGAAAAUAUGGUCGAGCAGGGUAAGUGGGAUGUUUUCAAUGAGAACAUCUUGGUGGAUGUCAAGAUCACUCGCACACAGUUAUCUGAGAUAGAGCAGCGCCACAAAGAACUGAUCACCCUUGAGAGCAACAUGAAGGAUCUGAGAGAACUCUUUCUAGAUGUGUUCAUGCUUGUGGAAGAGCAAGGAGAUCAAAUUAACAAUAUCCAGGCCAAUUUAGAGAAGACUCAGGACUAUGUGAUGGCUUGUAAUGAGAAAUUUAAAAUGGCCGUCAGAUAUAGGAAGAAGAACCCUUUAAGAAGACUGUGUUGCUGCUGCUGCCCAUGGGUGUGAUGAAGGAUAUUUUAGAUAUAGAGAGAACCUGUGGAAUUUGUAAAUGCAUAGACAAUGUAUGUGUUAAAUGCAAAACCUCAUUAGCAAAUUGUAAGACAUUCUGUAAAAUUAAGACACUGGAGUCAUGAAGCCUAAGUAUGGAACUGAUAUGGAGCUAUUAAUAACACUAAAGUUUAUGUUUUAUAUAUAUAUAUAUUAUAUAUAUAUAUAUAUUAUUAUGGCCAACCCCAUUUUAUUUUGAGCUUUCAUUUAAAUGUGUGUGUGUGUGUGUGUGUGUGCGUGUGUGUGUAUGUGUGUGUGUGUGUUUGUGUGUGCUCACUUUUUAAAGCUGUUUCAGAACCAAAAAAUAUGACAUUGUCUUUUUUGAAUAAUUUCAUGAAGUAAAAACAAUGAUGAAUAAUCACUAACUGAUAUGACACAGAACAUGAACGUAUUAGAAAUAAAUUGUUUCAGGCACAGUGUUACACUCCAGGUUGGAUGCUACAAUGUUUUCCACACUGCCAGAGUGUUAAACCUGAUUGUUCUGCACGAUAACAGCAUUCAUUCUGUAAAUACAAAUCUAUAUUUAUCAACAGUAAAAUCUCCAUUAUUCAUUCGGAUGAAUGGAGUGAAAGUAUUAUGUCAGAUGACAGAUGGUGUAUUGAGGAAGAAAAUACUGAGAAAUAGGGAUCUGGGUGUGUCCCAUGAACUGCCUAACACUUAUCCAGAAUGACACUGCCCUGAAAAAGAAAAGGUAUAAUGAUGGUAUUAUCAUAUUUAUAGUGGAAAAUAUUUUAGAUUAAUUUUUAAAGCCUUAAUUAAUAGUUUUUUCAUUCAAUAGAUUUUUAAAAAUGAACAGGAUAGGAAUCUCUUGCAAUUAUGUGGACCUUAUGGGGUUUCUUUAUGUGAACUGUUGUUUAAUAAGCUAUUCUUUAGGUUCUUUGUUAUAGUCACAAUUGUUUGGCUAAAGUCCUGGACUGGGAAGUCCACAAUCUGCUGUAAUCUGCCACCUAUUGUUGUAGAUAUGAAGUACACAACAUGAUAUAUCAAAUCAUUUUACUAGCUCAGUUUUUAAUAUGAUAUAUUUUU